Messenger RNA from Egretta garzetta (little egret), 2393 nucleotides. It is a transcript of the gene GALNT1, whose product is annotated as polypeptide N-acetylgalactosaminyltransferase 1. The transcript is spliced from 12 exons. NCBI's taxonomy places the organism in Eukaryota, Metazoa, Chordata, Aves, Pelecaniformes, Ardeidae. The coding region runs from base 264 to 1943 and encodes 559 amino acids. The record is from RefSeq and is a predicted model, not a curated record. Gene Ontology annotation, cellular component: Golgi apparatus.
CAGCCUUAAGACCUUGUGGAUGGAAGACCUCUUGUACUUCUGUGUUCAUGUCAGAAUGGCCUAGGCCAAUCUGUUGCUCUAUGGUUCCUACCACAGGCGCUCUACAGCAAUGUAUUGGGAUUUUGCCACCAGUGCUAGUGGACCAUCCAGAUGGCUGUAAACCCGCAGAAGAGAUAUAGAACGUGGUGUCUCAAACUGGAUUAAAGAAACCUGUUGAUAUUUUUAUUUAUACUUUUUUAUUUUUGUAUUUGACUUAAAGUGCCAUGAAAAAAUUUGCAUAUUGCAAGGUGGUCCUUGCCACCUCUUUGGUUUGGGUCCUUCUGGAUAUGUUUCUAUUGCUGUACUUCAGUGAAUGCAACAAAUGUGAUGAGAAAAAAGAGCGAGGCCUGCCUGCUGGAGAUGUUCCAGAACCCAUACAAAAGCCACAUGAAGGACCUGGAGAGAUGGGGAAGCCUGUGGUCAUUCCGAAAGAGGAGCAAGAAAAAAUGAAAGAAAUGUUUAAAAUAAAUCAAUUUAAUUUAAUGGCAAGUGAAAUGAUUGCACUCAACAGAUCUUUACCUGAUGUCAGGUUAGAAGGGUGUAAAACGAAGGUGUAUGUAGACAACCUUCCCACGACAAGCGUUGUCAUUGUUUUUCACAAUGAGGCUUGGAGCACUCUUCUACGAACUGUUCACAGUGUGAUAAACCGGUCACCACGACACAUGCUGGAAGAAAUUGUCCUUGUCGAUGAUGCCAGUGAAAGAGACUUUUUGAAAAGACCGCUGGAGAAUUAUGUAAAAAAAUUAAAAGUACCUGUUCAUGUGAUUCGAAUGGAACAGCGUUCUGGAUUGAUUAGAGCCAGAUUAAAGGGGGCUGCUGCUUCUAAAGGCCAGGUCAUCACCUUCUUAGAUGCUCAUUGUGAAUGUACAGUAGGCUGGCUUGAACCUCUGCUGGCAAGGAUCAAAGCUGACAGGAGAACAGUAGUGUGUCCCAUCAUUGACGUAAUUAGCGAUGACACCUUCGAAUAUAUGGCAGGCUCUGACAUGACCUAUGGUGGAUUCAACUGGAAGUUGAAUUUUCGUUGGUAUCCUGUUCCUCAGAGAGAGAUGGAUCGACGGAAAGGAGAUCGAACCCUUCCUGUUAGGACACCUACAAUGGCAGGAGGUCUUUUUUCAAUAGACAGGGAUUACUUUCAGGAAAUUGGAACAUACGAUGCUGGAAUGGAUAUUUGGGGUGGAGAAAACUUAGAAAUUUCUUUCAGGAUUUGGCAGUGUGGUGGCACUUUGGAAAUUGUAACUUGCUCACAUGUUGGGCAUGUGUUCAGAAAAGCAACACCAUACACUUUUCCAGGAGGUACAGGGCAGAUAAUCAACAAAAAUAACAGGCGACUUGCAGAAGUCUGGAUGGAUGAAUUCAAAAACUUUUUUUACAUCAUUUCCCCAGGAGUUACUAAAGUUGAUUACGGGGACAUAUCAUCACGACUUGGACUAAGACGCAAGCUCCAGUGCAAGCCUUUCUCCUGGUACCUAGAGAAUGUUUAUCCUGAUUCCCAAAUUCCACGCCAUUACUUUUCUCUGGGAGAGAUAAGAAAUGUGGAGACAAAUCAAUGUCUGGAUAACAUGGCAAGAAAAGAAAAUGAGAAAGUUGGAAUCUUUAACUGCCAUGGAAUGGGUGGCAAUCAGGUUUUCUCAUAUACUGCUAACAAAGAAAUUCGAACAGAUGAUUUGUGUUUAGAUGUAUCCAAACUUAAUGGCCCAGUAACGAUGCUCAAGUGCCACCAUCUAAAAGGAAAUCAGCUUUGGGAAUAUGAUCCAGUGAAAUUAACCCUGUUGCAUGUGAACAGCAACCAGUGCCUGGACAAAGCCACCGAAGAGGACAGCCAGGUACCCAGCAUCAGAGACUGCAACGGCAGGGGGGCCCCCCAGUGGCUGCUUCGCAAUGUCACCCUUCCAGAAAUAUUCUGAGAGGUUCUAAAGAAAAGCAAGGAUUGACUGGGCUACCUCGGCUGAUACUUUGGCUACACUGUCAAGUAGCAACAGAAGAAACUUCUGCUCAGCAGAAUCCACAGUCCGUCAGCUGUUAGAACUCCUGCAGCUUCUCAGUAGCUGUGAACCAGCCUUCCUGUGUAAGGAUGUGAAACUACCACACAUACUAGUGAAACUGCGCCCACUGAUGUUUACAAGAUCGAAAGAGUUUCUUCCAGCAAAUAAUUUAGAGAACGUUUGGACAGUGGAAACAUAAUCAAUGAAAUUGUCUCUCUGAAGAGCUGCAUAUCGUUGUAGUUUGCUUGCACAUCAGUAACCUCUGCUGAAAGUGCUGUUAUAAUGAAGAAAGUUCCAAGAAUUUUUUUUCCUGGUUAGCGGUGGUAACCAGACUACUAAAUAUAGAUCCACAAAUGAGAGAGAACGCGAGAG